Pieris rapae (cabbage white) is the source of this 3174-nucleotide messenger RNA. RefSeq names its product transitional endoplasmic reticulum ATPase TER94 (gene TER94). The coding region runs from base 140 to 2557 and encodes 805 amino acids. Gene Ontology annotation, molecular function: ATP binding; polyubiquitin modification-dependent protein binding; ATP hydrolysis activity. Gene Ontology annotation, cellular component: VCP-NPL4-UFD1 AAA ATPase complex; cytosol; nucleus. The record is from RefSeq and is a predicted model, not a curated record. Lineage: Eukaryota; Metazoa; Arthropoda; Insecta; Lepidoptera; Pieridae. The transcript has 15 exons. Gene Ontology annotation, biological process: mitotic spindle disassembly; retrograde protein transport, ER to cytosol; autophagosome maturation.
GCAAUAUCCUAAAAUAUCGACAGAACAAAUGAAAUACGGCAACGUCACGCUUUCAUGAAGUGUUAAAACUUGAAGUGAAUAGUCAUUCGGCGUUUUUAAAAUUGUAUAAAAUUAUUUAAAACUUUAUAUUCUUCACAAAAUGGCUGAUAACAAAAGUCCCGAUGAUCUCUCCACCGCGAUUCUCCGGCGUAAGGACAGACCUAACCGCUUGAUCGUCGAAGAAGCCGUCAGCGAUGAUAAUUCAGUGGUGGCGUUAUCACAGGCAAAAAUGGAGCAGCUCCAACUCUUCAGAGGUGACACAGUGUUGUUGAAGGGAAAGCGCCGUAAAGAGACAGUAUGUAUUGUACUCUCAGAUGACAAUUGCCCUGAUGAGAAAAUUCGCAUGAAUCGUGUUGUCAGAAACAAUUUAAGAGUUCGGCUGUCUGAUGUUGUAUCAAUAGCACCAUGCCCAUCAGUCAAGUAUGGAAAGCGAGUACACAUUUUGCCGAUUGAUGAUUCAGUUGAAGGAUUAACAGGAAAUCUGUUUGAAGUGUUCCUGAAGCCAUACUUCAUGGAAGCCUACCGACCCAUACACCGAGAUGAUACAUUUAUGGUUCGUGGUGGGAUGCGCGCCGUCGAAUUUAAAGUGGUAGAGACAGACCCCGCUCCAUACUGCAUUGUAGCACCUGACACUGUUAUACAUUGUGAGGGUGAUCCCAUCAAGCGUGAGGAAGAGGAGGAGGCACUUAACGCUGUGGGCUAUGACGACAUUGGUGGGUGCCGUAAGCAGCUUGCUCAGAUCAAAGAGAUGGUUGAGCUGCCACUGCGACACCCGUCUCUCUUCAAAGCUAUUGGUGUGAAACCGCCACGUGGUAUUCUCAUGUAUGGACCACCUGGAACUGGAAAGACUCUCAUUGCACGAGCUGUUGCUAAUGAAACAGGUGCAUUCUUCUUCCUAAUCAACGGUCCUGAAAUUAUGUCCAAGCUUGCUGGUGAAUCUGAGUCCAACCUGCGUAAGGCUUUUGAGGAGGCAGACAAGAACUCCCCAGCCAUCAUCUUCAUUGAUGAAUUGGAUGCUAUUGCCCCUAAGAGGGAGAAGACUCACGGUGAAGUCGAAAGACGUAUUGUUUCACAGCUGUUGACUCUCAUGGAUGGUAUGAAAAAGUCAUCCCACGUGAUCGUAAUGGCGGCGACCAACCGCCCCAACUCGAUUGACGCGGCAUUACGUCGCUUCGGGCGGUUCGACCGCGAAAUUGAUAUCGGAAUCCCGGACGCCACUGGCCGCCUUGAAAUCCUACGUAUACACACCAAGAACAUGAAGCUGGGAGAUGAUGUCGAUUUGGAACAGAUAGCAGCAGAAUCUCACGGGCAUGUUGGUGCUGAUUUGGCUUCGCUGUGCUCAGAGGCUGCUCUGCAACAAAUCAGAGAGAAGAUGGAUCUUAUUGACCUUGAGGACGACCAGAUUGAUGCUGAGGUGCUCAACUCUUUGGCUGUCUCCAUGGACAACUUCCGUUACGCUAUGACGAAGUCGUCGCCAUCUGCUCUCCGUGAGACCGUUGUGGAGGUGCCCAACGUAUCAUGGACCGACAUCGGAGGUCUCCAGAACGUUAAGAGGGAGCUCCAAGAGCUGGUUCAGUACCCGGUGGAACACCCUGACAAGUUCUUGAAGUUUGGUAUGCAGCCAUCUCGCGGAGUUCUGUUCUAUGGCCCGCCUGGUUGUGGUAAGACCCUGCUGGCCAAGGCAAUUGCCAACGAGUGUCAGGCUAACUUCAUCUCGGUGAAAGGCCCCGAACUACUCACCAUGUGGUUUGGUGAAUCCGAGGCCAAUGUGCGAGAUAUCUUCGACAAGGCCCGUUCUGCCUCCCCCUGCGUGCUGUUCUUCGACGAGCUGGACUCGAUCGCCAAAUCCCGAGGGGGCUCCGUGUCGGAUGCCGGAGGAGCUGCAGACAGGGUCAUCAACCAGAUUCUCACAGAGAUGGACGGCAUGGGGGCUAAGAAGAAUGUCUUCAUCAUCGGCGCUACAAACCGUCCGGACAUAAUCGAUCCGGCUAUUCUGCGUCCGGGUCGUCUGGACCAGCUGAUCUACAUUCCUCUGCCUGACGAGAAGUCCCGCGAGGCCAUUCUGCGAGCCAAUCUCCGCAAGUCGCCUAUCGCCAAGGAUGUUGAUCUUACUUACAUCGCUAAGGUUACCCAAGGAUUCAGUGGUGCGGAUCUGACAGAGAUAUGCCAACGCGCGUGCAAGCUGGCCAUCAGACAGGCCAUCGAAGCUGACAUUCAGAAGGAGAGGUCGCGCCAACAGCAGACUGCCGCUGCAGUUAUGGAUAUGGACGAAGAAGAUCCGGUGCCGGAGAUCAGCCGCGCCCACUUCGAAGAGGCCAUGAAGUUCGCACGUCGCUCGGUGUCAGACAACGACAUUCGCAAGUACGAGAUGUUCGCGCAGACGCUGCAGCAAAGCCGUGGUUUUGGCACUAACUUCAGAUUCCCAACAAGCGGCGGUGCGUCAGGCGGAACGGGCACUUCGGGUGGAGACCAGCCCACCUUCCAAGAAGAAGGCGCAGACGAUGAUCUCUAUAGCUAGAUCCAUUUAGAAAGACGGACUUACAUACAUGUGGGAGGGGAUAGUACCUUUGUUUGCCUAAGAAAUAAAGUUUGGAUAGACGAUGUUGUUUUGAUCGAAAGCGCGAUUUUCUUCAAUUCUCCUCUCAUGUCUUCGGCAUUUGUCCGGAUUUAACGCCAGUAUUUCACAUUUAAAUAAAACUCUUACGUAUUUUUUUUUAUUUAACAUAUAAUAACUCGGAGACGCCGAGUUUAAAUAAUAAAAUAAAUUCUCGUUUAUAUCCGACCAUUUGGAAGAUGCAUUUAAAUUACGGAAAUUGAUCAGUUGGUACAGAAAUGUUCGAGAAAUUCCAAUCCAAACAAUUGAGAUUAUGUGUAUGUUUGGCCGUCAGUAUCGUCGAAAAUGAAUGACAUCCUCGAAUAACCACUUGGAUCGUUGAUUUUUGAUUUUUCAGUUAUAGGAUAUAUUUAAGAAAUGUAUAAGGGUUCAAUCACGAGCGUUAGGUGCAAAUACCUGCACAAUACUUAUUGUAUUUAUAUUUGGCCGAAUGUCACAAAAACACGUAUUGUCAACGCGAAGCCGAAACAGGCAUUACACAGUAUCGCAGUGAUUUUUAAUUAAAGAUUUUAUAGAUCUAA